AUGGAGAAGAUCUCGCUCGGCUACCACGCCGUCUACGUUCGAAAUUGGCGGGUGUCGGGGGCGAUUUGGGUGCUGUUUGCCCUGUGUUCAGGUUCAACCCUCUCCUGGUCAUUCCAGCUGGCGUCCGUGCUCGUAAUUGUGGCCACGAUUUGUUCGCUACUCAUCGUGGUCGCCAUCCUGCUCCUCGUGCUGCUACGUGACCGGUUCGUGUUCCUGCUGUGCGCGUGGAUGCACAUGUUUUCCUUUAUGGCGAUGCUCUCUGCCUGCCUCCUUUACCCGAAUGGUUGGGAUCACCCGCGGGUGCGGGAGACCUGCGAUUCGAAGAAGUACGACCUCGGACUCUGCCGGAUACGUUGGCCCUACUACGUCGCCCUGGAACUCGUCGUCGUGCAGCUGUCGAUGAGCAUUUUCGGCUUCGUGCUAGCUUGCAAGCAACCGUCCGUCUUCCCCGAAGUGUCCCCGUCUUACGCACAUUCACAAGUAACGACACUGCCAAUACGCGUCUGCUACGAUGUUGGGACGUACGGUACCCGAAGAGAAUCCAUCUCGUCUCGGAACUCUAAUUCGUCCCGGAUUAGACUG
Mesorhabditis spiculigera is the source of this 582-nucleotide messenger RNA. Lineage: Eukaryota; Metazoa; Nematoda; Chromadorea; Rhabditida; Rhabditidae. The record is from the annotation of a GenBank genome assembly.